GUGGUCGUAUGAGCUGAUCCGCCCAUUAAACACCACACACAUCUUCAGACACAACUAUAUACCAUCUGUCUCUCAGGAGAAGAUCACUCACUAUAAGGAUCCAGACAAGCAACAGUUAUCCAUGAAGCUGUAGUCAGAGAGACUGUGGAUGAUGGGUUGUCUCAUGGUCACUGGGGGUCUCCUUGUAAUUCUACUGUUCCAUCCUCCAGCAGCUCAGAUGGAGAGCCCAGAUACAGAUGUGGAGGACGUGAGGUUCGAAGAGUUUUGUCUGAAAAUCUCUGAUGAUUCGCACUGUACAACCGCUGAACCAGAGCCCAGACAAACAGUUACCAACAAGAGCACACAACUGGCAAUGUCUUCACCGUCAGAUGACAAGGAAGAUAUAAACUCCACUCUUCAACCGGCUGUCAGUUCUUCAUCACUUGUGGCGAACUUCAUGGGCAUCCCACCAGGCCGUGGGAAACUGGGGCCGAUAGAGAGGGAAGGAUGUCGCUGCAAGACGUGGCAGGAACACACAACUGACCAGUCUCUUGUCAUGAGCAUAGAGUUCAGGUUCCCUGCACCGGAUGUGUGUAACUCCACAGAGAUCAUUGAGACACUGGCAGAUGGUAGGAAGGUUUGUGUGAAUACCUCUCUCACAAGAUACCUUGCACCGCUGUUUGGGCCUUCAACUGACCAAGACUGGGAAGGGACCACAACCCCCAACCCAAACACCUCUGCAGUAUCCCCGUCUCCAACCACACAGAUAGAGGAACAAAUAAGCAUUACACCCCCAGGACCCCAAGCACCCCCAGGACCUCCAGCCCCCCAGCACCCCCAGGACCCCCAGCCCCCCCAGGACCCCCAGCAACCCCAGGACCCCCAGCACCCAAUGGGUCCUCAGGACGCUUUGGACAACAGGGUGGAUUUAACAAGUGACAUCAAUGAGGGAUCGUAGCUUUCACCUGGAUUCACCUGACCUAGUCUGCAGAGAUGCAUGUGCAUCGAGACGGAGAGCAGAAGGAUAGGAAGGCUCAUCUCUAAAAUGCAGUUUUACCCACCCUCUUCAAGCUGCAACGUUGCGGAGGUUAUUGCAACUCUGAAGACGUCAGGUCAAGAGAUUUGCUUGGAAGUCACUGCACCCUGGGUCCGCAAAAUCCUGGAGAAAAUCAACUUACAGUCAGACUCCCCUUGAAGGAGUUAACCUAAUUUCAACACAUCCUCCUGAAUGACGCUAGGCUGAAAAUAAAGUUAUAUUUCAUGAAAGAUGUGUGCUCAGCACAGUAUUUCUUUGAUCCAACAGUUGGUAGUAAGUAGAUGUUGCUGAUUAUCAAAGUGUUACAUGUGCUGUACUUGAUUUUACAGGAAAUGGAAAUGUUUUUUUGGCAUCUGAUUUCUGCUAUUUGGACAACUAAACCACUGAGAGGAAGGGAAAUUUGCUAAUGUAAUUUGAAUUUCACAUUUUAACGACAACUUAAACUCGUUGCAAAUAAACCGCUCACCAACCUUGA
Molecule: messenger RNA, 1490 nt
Organism: Salmo salar (Atlantic salmon)
Lineage: Eukaryota; Metazoa; Chordata; Actinopteri; Salmoniformes; Salmonidae
Source: RefSeq, a predicted model, not a curated record